UUAAUACUUCUUUAAAUGUUUGGUAAAAGUUAGUCACAUGCUUCUCACUAGGGGUGUCACCUUGGAGAUUUGGUUGGCUGGGUUUGUGAAGGAUCAAUAUGCCUUGGGCUAGAGAUUUAAUACAUCUAUCCUUGGAAGAGGAAAAGAAAAAACAUAAAAAGAAAUGGGUAGUUCAAAACUCAAAUUCCUAUUUUAUGGUUAUAAAAUGUCCGGGUUGCUACAAGACAACCAUGGUUUUCAGCCAUGCUCAGACAGUGGUUCUUUGUGAAGGCUGCUCAACAGUGUUGAAGCAAACAGGAGAAAAGGCCAGACUCACAGAAGGGUGUUCAUUUAGAAGAAAGUAACACUAAUGAUCUACACAACCUCCUGAAUUAGUGUUAUAUCGAAGAAAGCCUUAUCAGUUCAGUAAUUCCUGUUAAUAUACCAAGAUAUUAUGUUUAAUUUUGUAGGUAUAUAACAGUCAUCUCCUAUUUUAU
Molecule: messenger RNA, 476 nt
Organism: Canis lupus familiaris (dog)
Lineage: Eukaryota; Metazoa; Chordata; Mammalia; Carnivora; Canidae
Product: 40S ribosomal protein S27-like
Exons: 1
Coding region: 99-344 (81 amino acids)
Biological process (GO): ribosomal small subunit assembly; translation
Cellular component (GO): cytosolic small ribosomal subunit; ribosome
Molecular function (GO): RNA binding; structural constituent of ribosome
Source: RefSeq, a predicted model, not a curated record